AGUAUAAGCAAGUGAACGCUUUUAGGUAAAAGUUGAUUUACAUGAAAUAUGUGACGUGUAAAAGACUAAUACCAUGUACAUAAAUUGAAAGCAUGUAACAAUGUAGAAACUGCAACUAAUGCAGAGAACUAACUUUAUGUUAUAAAAUAAAGGAAAUUUUGCAAAAUUUUUUGCGUGAUGAAUGAGUGUAAUUGCAAAAAAAAGUAAUGAAAAAUAUAUGAUAAUUCGAAGUUAAUGUCAAAAGAUAGAAAUAAAAAAAUAUAUGAUAAUGCGCAGUUAUCAAAAGCCUUGCAGCGGAAUAGUAAAAAGUCACUAACAUAACACGAUGAUUGUAGCGCUUACGAUGGCAGCAUAAAACUGAUUGUGUAAAACAUCAAAGCAAAUUAGCUUAGUCAACAAAAUAAAUAUAAAAAAACAGGAACUCAAAAUACAACCACAAUCGUGUAAAUCAAUAAUAAACACAAAAAAAUAACAAACGCCAAAAACAUAGCAAACGGCAAAAAACAUUGGUAGCAGCGAAAUCGACCACAAAAAGCAGAAAUCAAUAGGCAAAAGUUGCUCAUACGCCAACGCCCACAGUACAGCGUUGGAACAAGCGCCGCUAGGCAACUGCAUACAGUCAGUAGCUGUUCAACACCGUAUUCCAGCAACCAACUUGUGCCGCUUCAGCAACACAAUAACAACAAACACCACAAAUAGACUUCAAUCGAUGGUAUAAGAUGGCACUUGGAACUAAUAACUUUACGCUUCUGCACCUACCGACCUACGCCAAUACGUAACUCAACUAAGUACAGAGUAGCAAAAAAAAAAGCUUUGAAAGAAGCAAAAUUUGUCGAAGAGAUCCAACAAAAUGGUGUCCAUCAUAUCGAAUUUAUUCUACAUCAGUCUACUGGCGAGCUUUAUGCCGCAAUACGCACAAGCCGGGAAAACAGAAGCCAGCGAACCGCCUGCUGGACAGGAGCAUGGCAGCGCUAGCUUGGCUAUGGCACGCGCUCGAGCGCUGGCGAAUAUACAAGAACAACUUUUACCGAAUUUAAAUCUCUUACAAUUGGAGGCAAAUGAGUUUCUCAGUCGGGUCAAUGGCGCCAUCUAUAAUAUGACCUUCAACGAGACUUUCGAAGAGGAGAUGAUGUGUCACAAUGGGCAGAAUGCGAUUGCCAAUCUGGUCACGAUGAUACUCUAUGCACUCGUUUGCAUUAUUGGGCUCUUCGGCAAUACACUCGUUAUUUAUGUGGUGUUGCGUUUUUCGAAAAUGCAAACAGUCACCAAUAUUUAUAUACUCAAUCUGGCCAUAGCCGAUGAAUGCUUUUUGAUUGGCAUACCAAUACUCUUGUAUACAAUGCAAAUCGGCAGAUGGCCAUUUGACGAUUAUGUGUGUAAAGCUUAUAUGGUGAGCACAUCAAUAACACAAUUUACAUCAUCGAUAUUCUUGCUGAUCAUGUCAGCCGAUCGUUAUAUAGCCGUUUGUCAUCCGAUAUCGUCGCCACGCUAUCGUACGCCGUUCGUAUCGAAAUUGGUCUCGGGUUUUGCUUGGCUGACGUCGGUGCUACUUAUGUUGCCCGUGAUACUGUUCGCCAACACGGUGCAGUCGAAUGAGGAUCACGUGUCGUGCAACAUUAAGUGGCCCGAAGCACAAAAUACACAAUCGGGUACCACAUUUAUACUGUACACACUGACAUUGGGCUUUGCCACACCGCUUACAUUCAUUUUGAUCUUCUACUUUCUCGUUAUACGCAAAUUGCAUACGGUCGGUCCAAAGCAAAAGUCCAAAGAGAAGAAGCGCUCUCACCGCAAGGUGACCAAACUGGUGCUAACAGUGAUUACAGUAUACAUACUGUGUUGGCUACCCUAUUGGAUAUCACAGUUGGCGCUCAUCUAUUCGUCGCCAAGCAAAUGUGCAUCGAGACUCGAGAUCACCAUCUUCCUACUAGCCGGCUGUCUUGGCUACUCGAACUCGGCCAUGAAUCCCAUACUAUAUGCAUUUCUGAGUGACAAUUUCAAGAAGAGCUUCCUAAAAGCUUGCACUUGUGCAACGCGUAAGGAUGUCAAUGCCCAGUUACAAUUGGAAAAUAGUCUCUUUCCAAAAUUUGGCAAAAAUCGUCAAUCGGAUCGUUUAUUCUCACCGAAGAAGGCGAAACAGAAGAAGUUGCUGGUAACACGUAAUAAUAAUGCAGCAAAUAUGCACAACGCGGCUUCAACAACAACCACGACAACGACGAAUACAACAACAACUAGCAAUAAUAGUGCCGCCAAUCAAAUUGUUGCUUACCCGGAUCCUCAGACCAGCAAUUUCCCGACAUUGAAGACGCCGCUAAUGACAGCUAACCAACAAGCAGCUGGGAACGUUGUGUCGGGCACAAAUGCAACCGUGCUUUUAGUGCCGGACACAUCGUGCGCAGACGUGUUGGAACAUCAGUUCACAGCUGAAGGCACGACGAAGCCGAUUGGUACCGAUAUGAGUUGUAAAGCGCCUGUGUUGCACACGGACUUAUAAGACUUGGCUAUGGGUGGUCGUACGCCAGUCGAGACCAUUGUCUAUGUGGCAAAGAGAUGAGUAUCAGCGAGAGAGUUCCGAAAUGAAGAGUUGAUAUGAGCGUUAGUUAUGACAAGAAAAUGAGGAUUAGAAAGUUUAUAGAGUGAGCGAGUAAGUUGCGUAGGAGUAUAUAGUUGAGACUGAGCAGUUGUGCUUGGGUAAUUAAAAGAUCGGCCUCUACUAAGCGGUAGCAUAUGGAUAGAUGAAAAUCUUAUGAGCAGAGAGAAAGAAAUGUUCGGUUUAAUUUGAAUAUAAUUGACGUCACUUAAAUAUUUAGGGAAAGUAUAGAAGGCAUUGAUAUCUCAUAAAGCACUAAGUAGAGUAAGAGGGUGUGAGAUGAGCUUUGUGAUAAAACUAGCGCUAUUAAUGAUAUUUCGACUUGAAGAUAUGUAUAUUAACUAAAAUUAAAAAGUCAAAUCAUGAGCUGCGUUUGAAAGCGUUUAUAGCAAAAAGAGUAGGGUUAGUAUUCAAAAUACUUAAUAUUAGGAGCUUUACUUAUAUAUCAUAUCAAAACUAUGCUGUUAA
Bactrocera tryoni is the source of this 3058-nucleotide messenger RNA. RefSeq names its product somatostatin receptor type 5-like. Gene Ontology annotation, cellular component: neuron projection; membrane. The record is from RefSeq and is a predicted model, not a curated record. The coding region runs from base 851 to 2494 and encodes 547 amino acids. The transcript is spliced from 2 exons. Gene Ontology annotation, molecular function: peptide binding; somatostatin receptor activity. Gene Ontology annotation, biological process: G protein-coupled receptor signaling pathway. NCBI's taxonomy places the organism in Eukaryota, Metazoa, Arthropoda, Insecta, Diptera, Tephritidae.